AUGGAUAUUGAGUCAACAACACAAUUAAACAAGGCUGAUUUUUUCUCUCAUUGGGGGAUCUUCCUAAAGGCUUUGCCUAGUAACUCCAAGUCCAAGAUGAUCAAUGUCACGAUGAGUAUAAAGAAAAUUGGCCAAGAUGACCCCAACCGAGUAAUUCACUCAUUAAAAAUGGGAAUUGCUCUCACAUUGGUGUCCUUGCUUUACUACUUAAGGCCUCUUUAUGAUGGCUUCGGAUUGGCAGGAAUAUAUGUUGUUCUGACUGUGGUUACUGUAUUUGAAUUCACCGUAGGUGCAACCCUCAACAAAGGUUUAAAUGGAGGAUGUGCUACAUUAUUAGCUGGGGCUUUAGGGUUUGGAGGCCAACACUUAGCUAUUGUUUUUGGAGAAAGAGGAGAACCUUUUGUACUUGGGACCCUUGUCUUCAUUCUAGCUGCAGGGUCUACAUUUUUUAGAUUUUUUCCCAAAAUCAAGGAAAGAUAUGAUUAUGGGGUGGUGACAUUUAUAUUUACAUUUUGUUUGGUUACUGUAUCGGGUUACAGAGUCGAGCAACUCUUUGAGCUUGUUUAUCAGAGACUUUCUACAGUUUUAAUAGGGACUGCAACAUGCAUGGUUAUCUCCAUAUUGGUUUGUCCAGUUUGGGCAGGCGAAGACCUUCACAAGUUGGUAGCAUCCAAUAUAGAAAAGCUAGCAAAUUACCUAGAAGGAUUUGAAGGCGAAUAUUUUCAAUGCUUAGAUGAUAAAGAAAAAACUGAGAAGUCUGUUCUUCAGGGAUAUAAAAGCGUUCUCAAUUCCAAAAAAGAUGAAGAGUUAUUGGCUAAUUUGGCGUGGUGGGAACCAGGACAUGGCGGUUUUCGUCUUCGUCAUCCUUGGAAGCAAUACUUAAAGAUUGGAGAACUUGCUCGGGAAUGUGGUUUCAAGAUUGAAACUCUUAACACAAUCCUUGAUGACACUGAAAUUCAAGCAUCUUUGAAAUUUAAGAGUAAAAUUCAAGAAUCAUGCACAAAGAUGAGUUCAGAAUCCAGCAAUGCGUUUAAGGCAAUAUCUUCAUCAAUCAAAACAAUGACAGACCCAUCAGCUGCUAAAUACCACAUAGAUAAUUCUAAAACUGCAAUUGAAGACCUCAAAAUUGCACUGGAAACUGUUUCGUUGGAACAGGGAGAACUCCUAGCUAGAAUCCCAGUAGCCGCAGUUGCAACAAUACUCAAAGAAAUCACCAUGUCUGUGGAGAAAAUUUAUGAAUCUGUUUCCGAGCUUUCUCAUUUAGCCCAUUUCAAGAGCAUAGAACCCAAUGUCUCGCCAGAAAAGCCUGUUGUAAUGGACAUUGAUAACGCUGAUCAUAUUGAAAUUACCAUCCAAGAUAUAAGCACAAACUCACCAGAAAAAGAAAACGCACCAUCACCAGAAUCCACCCAAUGUUUGCAACUGGAAAUAGUUGUCAUUAGAGAGUAG
Gastrolobium bilobum is the source of this 1449-nucleotide messenger RNA. Its product is annotated as aluminum-activated malate transporter 8-like. Gene Ontology annotation, biological process: malate transport. The record is from RefSeq and is a predicted model, not a curated record. The transcript is spliced from 6 exons. NCBI's taxonomy places the organism in Eukaryota, Viridiplantae, Streptophyta, Magnoliopsida, Fabales, Fabaceae. Gene Ontology annotation, cellular component: plant-type vacuole membrane. Bases 1 to 1449 code for a protein of 482 amino acids.